CUCCCCUUUGUCCCCUCACUUCCAGACCGCCGGAGCCUCUUUCAACCAUGAAGAUUGACGAAAUCGACUGCUGGAUUGAGGCGGAGGGAGAGGCGCUCGACGAAUACGGAGCCGAACCGUCCGAAGAGAACAAGACCUGUGUGGCAUGGGUUCCUUCGCAAGUUGGCCAGGUGUGGUACUCUCAGCAUAGCCCCCGUCUUCAUCUGUUGAGGGCAUGUAGAAGAUAGCCAUCCGCUGGCGCGACCCAGCGCGGACG
Messenger RNA from Schizophyllum commune H4-8, 256 nucleotides. RefSeq lists its product as uncharacterized. The record is from RefSeq and is a predicted model, not a curated record. The transcript has a single exon. NCBI's taxonomy places the organism in Eukaryota, Fungi, Basidiomycota, Agaricomycetes, Agaricales, Schizophyllaceae. Bases 48 to 227 code for a protein of 59 amino acids.